Messenger RNA from Kuraishia capsulata CBS 1993, 1431 nucleotides. RefSeq lists its product as uncharacterized. Bases 1 to 1431 code for a protein of 476 amino acids. The transcript has a single exon. Gene Ontology annotation, molecular function: succinate-semialdehyde dehydrogenase (NAD+) activity. NCBI's taxonomy places the organism in Eukaryota, Fungi, Ascomycota, Pichiomycetes, Pichiales, Pichiaceae. The record is from RefSeq and is a predicted model, not a curated record.
AUGACUGUAGGGACUACGGUUGUUCCUCUGCUCAUCAAUGGUGAACAGAUCACCAGCUCUGGGAAUCCAAACUUGGAGUUUACUGUCAGCAACCCAUUCAAGCCGGACCAGGUUUUAUACUCCGCAAGAGGAGCCACCCCGGAAGAAGCAAAUGUUGCGGUAGAGACGACUCAAAAAGGCUUUUUUGAGUGGAAAGAAGUCUCGUACACAGAGAAAAGAGAAAUUUUCAAUAGAGCUGCUAUCUUACUAUCUGAAAAGAAGUCGUUUUUUGUUCAAAUUCUCAAAGAAAUGGCAAUCUCUGAGUGGUUCGCCAAUGUUAACGUUGAAGCAAGUAUUGACAUGCUUAAAGAGGCAGCUAGCUUGACCUCUGUAUCGCCCGGUACUCUGGCUCAGAGUUCCUCCCCAGAUCUGUCAAUUGUCGUGAAUGAGCCAAUAGGACCGGUUCUGAGUAUUGUCCCAUGGAACUCACCAAUGGUGCUCUGUGUUAGAGCUCUGGUUUGGCCACUGGCAGCAGGAUGUAGUGUUCUCUUGAAAACUUCUGAGCUAUCGCCCUUGGUUCACUACGAAUUGGCCAAGGUCAUGCAGGAUGCUGGUGUUCCUGCUGCGGCUAUGAACUCCAUCAAUAUAUCCUCACAGGAUGCUCCCUCUAUCAUCAAGCAAAUGAUAGAGCAUAAAGGAAUCAGAAAAGUCAAUUUUACUGGCUCAACAGGAGUUGGUAGGGUCAUAGCACAGAUCGCGUCCGGUGUACUGAAGCCAGUACUUCUGGAGCUUGGUGGUAAGUGCGCUUCGAUUGUUACUGAAAGUGCCGAUUUAAAGAAGGCAGCAUUCGGUGUUGUCACUGCUGCAUUUGCGAACAAUGGGCAGAUAUGCAUGAGCACUGAGCGUGUGUUUGUGGUACAAUCGGUCUAUGAUGAAUUUAUCAAAGAAGUCGCUGCAGCUGCCGAUGUUGUCACCAAAGAGGUACAUCUUCCUCAGAGAACCAGGAGGUUUGCUGAAGCGAUUGAGGGAAUACUUUCAAGUGCCAGCGAAGACAAGGCUGAAGUCAUAUAUGGUUCUAUUCAUCGAGAGGAUGCGUUCGUUAAGCCUGUCAUUUUGGGUAAUGUACAUGAAAAGCAUACUCUGUACGAUGUGGAAACCUUCGGUCCAACCUGCUAUAUUAACAGUGUUUCAACAGUUGAAGAUGCAGUCAACAAAGUGAACUCCAGUAAUUACGGUUUAUCGUGCGGUCUUUGGUGUUCUGACAUCAUGAAAGCUGUCGAAUUGGCCCGACUUCUGGACACAGGUGCUGUUCACAUCAAUGGUAUGACCAUUCAUGACGAGCCAGUUCUUCCUCAUGGAGGAGUUAAAUCAAGUGGUUUCGGUCGUUUCAAUGGUGUUUGGGGAAUCAGAGAAUUCCAGUAUCCAAAAACUAUAACGAUUUCCCCGAAAUAA